AUGCAGUUUCAAGAAGAAACUAGAACCAAUCAGAAAAACACCACUGCCUCCCUAAAAAAUCUCGAAGUCCAAAUGCGUCAGAUAGCACAACAGUUAGCUUCAAAUUCUCAAGCCCCGAGCACCCUGCCCAUUGGUACAGUAACAAAUCCGUGGGAAUAUAACAAUGUUAACACUGUCGUAACCCGAAGUGGGAAGUCAACGGAAGAAAACAGUAUGGAGGAAGAUGGAUUGUUAGAAGUGGAUUUAGAAAUCAAGGAAACCAAGGACCAAGAUGAAGAAGUGCUACUGCCACUUGUCGAGGAGAAAGAAAAACUUGAAAUAAACAUCCCUCUUACUGAGGCAUUAGAACAAAUUCCAAUAUAUGCCAAGUUCAUGAAAGACAUCAUCUCCAAAAAGCGUUCCAUUGAUAUAGACUCGACCAUCCUGACUGAAACAUAUAGUGCCAUUCUUCAAGGUAUGAAAAUCCCAGUGAAAAAGGAAGAUAGGGGAUCGGUCACUAUACCAUGCACUAUUAGUGAUAGAAAAUUCAAGAAGGCUCUGAUUAACUUAGGAGCGAGUGUAAGCUUGAUGCCUCUAUCCAUCUACAAGAAAUUAGGAAUUGGCACCAUUCAAGAUACUCGAAUGACACUUCAGUUUGUUAAUCGCUCUGUUAGGCGACCCUAUGGGAUUGUGGAAGACGUUCUUGUAAAAAUUGACAAAUUUGUUUUCCCAGUUGACUUCGUCAUUCUGGAAAUGCCCGGAGAUGAGGAGAUUCCUCUCAUAUUGGGCAGACCAUUCUUGGAGACAGGACGAUAUGAUAUUGGCAUAAGCCACACUGUAGAGAUAAUAGAUCAGGUAAUUGCUCAAGAAAUUGAAAAGCAAAUGCCCCAAUCAUCGUUAGAACAUGUCUUGAGUCUAUCGAUUUUUGAAAGUGAUGAAGAUGAGGGUGAUUUUGAGGUGCUCGCUAUGAUGGGAAAACAAUUUGAAUGGGUUAGAUCUAAACCACACCGGCGGGAAGAUUUAAUACCACCGCCACUAUCAGAUAUCACUAAAGAACCCAAAAUAGGGGUAAAUCUGAAGCAGCUACCAGCAAAUCUGAAGUACGUAUUUCUAGAUACUGAGAAAAAAUGCCCAGCUAUUAUCAAUGCCAGUCUACAAAGUGUCCAAGAAGUAGAACUCAUUCAAGUGCUAAAAAAAUACAAGGACGCAAUUGGAUGGGCAAUUGAGGAUUUGAAAGGAUACAAUCAGAUUGCGGUUACCCCUGAAGAUCAAGAGAAGACUACUUUCACAUGCCCCUAUGGUGUUUUCGCUUACAGAAGAAUGUCAUUUGGGUUGUGCAACAUACCUGCCACUUUUCAAAGAAAUAUGCCAGAAAACAAAUUUGAUCCUGAAUUGGAAAAAGUGUCAUUUCAUGGUACGUGA
This is a messenger RNA of Lathyrus oleraceus (garden pea), 1401 nucleotides long. RefSeq lists its product as uncharacterized. The transcript is spliced from 5 exons. NCBI's taxonomy places the organism in Eukaryota, Viridiplantae, Streptophyta, Magnoliopsida, Fabales, Fabaceae. The record is from RefSeq and is a predicted model, not a curated record. The coding region runs from base 1 to 1401 and encodes 466 amino acids.